CGCGAGUUCACCGGUUUGUUUACAUUCGUUCAACACAUGUUUCGGGCGUUUCAGGUGCUCCAGGCGUUUAAAAUUUUAGUGGUUUUAGUCGUAAAAAACGUUUUCUUUAAAGUUUGAAUUGAUAAGACCGCACAUUUUCAAAAAUGGGCAAAAAGGAUAAAAAUAAGAAAAAAGGUAAAGGUGCUGAAAAAACAGCUAUGAAAACCGACAAAAAAUUAGCUGCAAAGCAAAAAAAGCUGAUUGCUAAACUCGGCGAGGACGAUAUAGAAACAAUUGUGGCCAAAUAUGAAACUAAAGAUACUAAAUCUACAGAUUUAACGGAAACUCUUUGCGCACCACCAUCCGCUCGAGUGAAUUUUUCGAUAUGUUCCCAUCCGGACAAGGAAGAAAUUUUCAUGUAUGGAGGAGAGUUUUACGAUGGCCAAAAAACAACAGUGUACGGCGAUUUCUUCAACUUCAAUGUAUCGAAGAACGAAUGGAAAAUCCUUAAGGCAUCUAUAUGUCCAGCACCACGAAGUGGCCACCAAAUGAUAUCGGUUAGUACCGAUGGAGGACAAAUUUGGCUUUUUGGAGGAGAAUAUGCCUCGCCAUCCCAGUUGCAGUUCUACCACUACAAAGACUUGUGGGUUUAUAGGAUAGCCAAGAAACAAUGGGAAAAAAUUAACGCGCUCAACGGCCCGAGCGCUCGCAGUGGCCAUAGAAUGGUGGUUAGCAAGAAAAAACUUUUUGUCUUUGGUGGAUUUCACGAUAACAAUACCUCGUACAGAUAUUUUAAUGAUUUGUUCGCAUUUUCUCUUGAAAAUUACACAUGGACGAAAAUAGAACCUACAGGAACAGGACCAGCACCGAGAUCAGGAUGCUGUAUGAUAGCCUGUCCAGAUGGCAAACUGCUUAUCUGGGGAGGAUAUUCCAAGUCUUCCGUAAAGAAAGAGAUUGAUCGAGGUGUUACUCAUGCAGACAUGUUCUCAUUAACCACGAGUGAUGAUGGUAAAUCCUUCAAAUGGACCAGCAUAAAACCAGGUGGUAAGAAACCAGCUCCACGAAGUGGAAUGAGCGCUACUAUAACUGCGAAUGGCAAGGUGUAUGCUUUCGGAGGUGUGAUGGACACGGAGGAGGACGAAGAAGACGUACAAGGAUUGUUCAGUAAUGAAAUACAUACACUUGAUCCUGCAUCACACACUUGGCGAACUCUGGAGGUUUCCAACAAAAAAAGUAAAGCUUCAAAGUCAAAAACAACUCCCACUGAAGGUGCCGAUGAAGUGGUCCCAGAAAAGCAAGUUGUCUACGAUGAUGGCAUUUUUACCAUGUCUGUCGGUGGUUCCUCUAAAGCUGCCCCAAAAGAAAGCAUCGAAAACGAAUCGGUUGAUCUUGGUCGUCCUUCGCCAAGAAUGAACAGCGGAAUUGUUGGAUGCAAAGGCAAUCUUUAUAUUUAUGGCGGUUGUUACGAAAGCGGCAGUCGUCAAUACACCCUCAGUGAUUUCUAUUCAUUAGAUUUGCAUAAGCUAGACCAAUGGAAGAUACUUAUUGCAAACAGCCUCACUGGAAGCGAAUGGCUCGGUUCGGAUAGUGAAGACAGUUCUUCAGAUGACGAUGGAGAUGAUGAUGAUGAUGACGAUUCUGAUGAUGGUGAAGAUGACGAUUCGGAAGAAGAUAGCACUACUGAUAUGGAUACUGAUUAGGUAUUCCAAAUUCUAUUUUUCAUUCGGUUGUUCAAAUCUGGAAGAAAUUUAAUAAAAAAAAGUUGCAUUUCUUUA
Molecule: messenger RNA, 1754 nt
Organism: Uranotaenia lowii
Lineage: Eukaryota; Metazoa; Arthropoda; Insecta; Diptera; Culicidae
Product: kelch domain-containing protein 4
Exons: 3
Coding region: 144-1679 (511 amino acids)
Molecular function (GO): protein binding
Source: RefSeq, a predicted model, not a curated record